Ilex paraguariensis (yerba mate) is the source of this 516-nucleotide messenger RNA. The record is from the annotation of a GenBank genome assembly. NCBI's taxonomy places the organism in Eukaryota, Viridiplantae, Streptophyta, Magnoliopsida, Aquifoliales, Aquifoliaceae.
AUGGAGCAAAUUCAGGAAACGUAUAAGGAGGACACUGUGAGAGUGAUGGAGGCUAGAGAUCACUCAGGGAAAGAUAAUAUCUCUUUGCCACAGGCUGACCCUAGAAGCCCUGCUGCUCCAGCGGAGGAAAUUCUAGUAGCGAAUAAGGAAGGUUUGGACAUUACAGAGAAGAAAAUUCGAGAUACUAGAAAGGAAAGUUUGGGUAAUAUAUUAGAGGAUAUUCGAGAGACUAGUAAGGAAACUACGGAGAUUGCAUUUAUGGCGAUUACCAAUGAUCAUGAGUAUGUUCGUGUUGGUAAUAGCGGUACAUCUUUGGAUGGUGAUAGAGGUCUAUAUUGUGCUAAGGAACCACCUGAUAAAGGCUUCCACUUUGAUGACGAGGUUACUACUAAUCUUGCAUGUGUUGAAAUUGACUCAAUUGAGAUUAACUUGCAAGUGGAGGAUUAUAACCAUUCAGGCAUUGUUACUAGAUCCAAAUCUAGGAAGCAAUCUUUACCCCAAAUUUCUUAUGAUUAA